Messenger RNA from Bombus huntii, 2671 nucleotides. RefSeq lists its product as uncharacterized. Bases 260 to 1990 code for a protein of 576 amino acids. The record is from RefSeq and is a predicted model, not a curated record. Lineage: Eukaryota; Metazoa; Arthropoda; Insecta; Hymenoptera; Apidae. Gene Ontology annotation, cellular component: membrane. The transcript is spliced from 10 exons.
UUUUACUUUUUAUUCCUCGUCCAGUGCGUGUCGUCUUAACAUUCUUUGCUUUUAUACUUCGAUCGUUCUUCGCACGGUUCACUGUUCGCCAUUCAACUUCUUCCUUUUUCUUUUUUGGUGGUGUUCCUGUUGAUGUGUGCAUGAUAAUUUAGGUAAACAAAAAAACGUAGCUGUGCUAAGAAAGGACGCGUUUUCUUGGAUAUAAUUCAUGAGUUAUGAGUACGGUGAAUAGCCUUCUUGAAAAGCCAGCGUUCUCAUAAUGAAGAUAUUCUGCACAGCGCCGCUUCUGUUAGUCUUCUUGGUGCAGUACAUCGUUUGCUAUUUUCCGACGCGUCCGACUGGUACAACCAGAUGUCCCCCGGUAAGGCUGCCGAAUGGCAGAGUCCGACAGAGGGCCAGGGGAAGAAUCAUCAGAUUCAGUUGUUACGAGGGUUUCACUCUCGUAGGUAACAAGUAUGCAACUUGUUUUCGAGGCCAAUGGGAUACACCUACGCCCGUAUGCGUCAAUGCAGAGUGUCCUGUACCACCUGUACCAGAACACGCGUUGAUGGCACCUAAAUACAAUGGUGCGAUAUUAUUAUACUUUUGCGAGCCUGGACACGCAUUAAUUGGUUCGCCCGAGAUUUAUUGCAAUGGAAAACAGUGGAAUGGCACAGUGCCUUAUUGUCGAGACACUACCGCUUCUCCUCCGACGGAGUGCGAUUUCGAGAAACCGGAUCUUUGUUGGUGGGAACAAGAUCCCCAGCACGAUUUCGAUUGGCAGCGACAUAAUUUCGAGACUACAAGUCAUCACAUUGGAACUGGACCAUCUCACGACCACACAUUAGGAGCAGGGAAUGAUGGUUAUUACUUGUACAUCGAAGCCACUGGUCGAUUGAUAAACGAUACCGCAAGGAUCAUUUCUCCCAUUUACAAUGCAUCGUACACGGAUUCUGGCUGUUUCUCAUUCUGGUACCAUAUGUUUGGCGCCACAGUGGGAGCUCUAAACAUAUACUUCAAACAAGAAAACGAUCUUCUACCGCGAUUAAUGUUCAGCAAAGAAGGAAACCAAGGAAACCAAUGGCUGCACGGCAUUUUCAAUUUCCCCAAGGCUAAAAAGGGUUUCCAGAUUAUAAUCGAGGGUGUACGAGGGAGUAGCUACGUGAGCGACAUCGCCGUAGACGAUGUGGCCAUUUUGCAGGGUGACAAGUGUCGAAACGACAGUAAAACCGAGACCGAGGGGGUCACCGAGAGCAACGAUGAUCAAAUCGAACUGGUGAACGCGCAGCAAACUUGUCGCGGAAGAUGUAAAAAUAGUUUGACAUACAAUUUUACAACUUCGAUACCACCCACGCCAACGGAAAUCUGCCUCUGCACCCUCGAUUGCGAAGAACAGUCACUCUGCUGUCCGGAUUACGCGGAAUAUUGUAUUCUGGCGUACACCGAUGAAGCGACCACGACUAUCGAGCAAUCUACGAUUCCGAAUCACGAAGGGGCGGCAGUUUCGGUUCCACCUGCGGAAAAGAGCACAGUGAUCGAUAUGGCGACAGUGAGGACAGGUUUCUCGAUAAAUCCAAAGGAUGAUAUCGAUCCUGUCACAUUGAGGUCGUCAACGAGCACCACGAUGAUGGCAAUUUCGACCACGACAAGGCGGAAAAUUGAAAAACCAACGAAAAGUACGGAGACACCGAUUGUUCGGUCCACCACGAUCGUCACUGAGAGAUACACUUCGGAGAACGAGAUACUUGAUUUGGACGUAAAGAGACAAGAUUUAGAGAAGAAACGAAGUUCGAAAUUCAGCUUGUCAGGGAUUAUCGCUGUGGUGGUUGGAAUCAUGACGGGAGUAUUCAUCUCGCUAAUGGUCGCGAUCAUCAUUCUCAGACGAAGAAAAACAUACAAACGUGGAACGAAUGGAUCAGCGCUUUCGGAGGACAGCGACGUUCGAUUUUUAACAUCCGACGAGAUCUUGGAUUUCACGUUAGCUAGACCUAGCGAGAACGACGAAACGUAAGAAACUUUCAUAUAUAAAGGGUUUCUUGGUUUCAUUACGAGGGAAAUGAAAGUAAUAGGAAACGGGUUGUCGCAAAGGGACAGAAUCAUAGAAAUUUAUUUUGACGUUUCUAUGAGUCGUGGCUGUAUUUAGGACAAAGAAAAAUAUUACAUUUUUUGUGUGUGUUUAAAUGGACUAGUUACUGUAUAUUUAAUAAGAAACUUAACAAGCGAAUGCCGUAAUUAAUAUUACUGUAAAGUAUUAAAUACAUUUUCCACUGUUUUUUUUUGUUAUUUUAACAAUGAAAUUAUCAAUCUUUACCGUGUACCUAAAUAUAUUAUACUUAUGUGGUUAUAAAUAUAUUAUUUUGUAAUAUCGCGGAUAGAUGUGCCCUAUCUGGUGGAGCUUUUUUCCUAAAAGGAAGCUAUAAUGUAAAUGCUAUAUUUAGCUGUGUGAUUUCGUAAGAUCGAUCUACUUAUGUCAAUUGGAAGAUUUAUGCUUCAUUGACAUUUUGUUUCGUAGGAGGCUCGAUGAUUAUUAAAUAUUGAUGUAUCAGUAUCAAAGGUUAGAAAAUUAGGGAAACACGGUUUAUCGAUAUUUCUUGCAAAUUAGAUUAACGUACUGUAUAUAGUAAUAAUAUUUGUUAGAACUAAAGAGUUGUUAAACAAACAAAGGUGCGGAAUAAAUAUUAAUUCUAUUUAA